AUGGCGUGGUUUAUUUCUAACACCGUGCUCCCUCCGCUGGCGGUGCUCCUGGUCAUCGUGGCCAGCCGCGCCGCCGUGCGCAGGGUGGGCUCGGUGGUGCGCGCGCUCUUCGCGUGGACGGCAGGGUCGCCGUUCAUGCACGUGGAUCAGGCGCAGCGGCGGAAGGGUCUGGAGGACCGGCGGCGGCGCGCACCUCGCCGGCGGCGAGGUUGGCCGCGCCCAAGGUUUCCUGGCGAGGUCCGGCGUGACCGUCGCGCCGCAGGCGGCGCUCUUCAAGGCAGAUCUGAAGACCGGCCUUCCCAGCGCGGCGGCGCAUCCAGCGCACUCGUUGGAUCCCCCUCGAAGGAGCCCCACGAGUUGUUCUGCCAACGGUUCCACCUGAGCGCAGGGAAGGCAGGAAGCCCACUUAUGAGUUCAAGGGUAGGGUUGAGGAUAGUCCGUGGGAGCCCCCAGUGCUCGCCCCAGCUGCCAUUCCAGAUCCUGCUCCUGCUGAAGAACCUCCAGUUGUCGAUCCUGUUGACGAGCUGGCCGAGCUCCUAGCUGACGAUGAGAAGGCACUUCAGGGGAAGAUGAAGGCAUUAGCUGAAUCAGAGGAAAAGACCCCCGAUAAGGCUAAGGUCGCCAAGGGCCUGGGAUUCAUUCAGAAGCUCAAGAGGUCUGGGGGGAUUCUGCCAUAAACCUCCUGGACACAGCAAGCUUGAAGAUAGAGAAUACUUGGAAAAGCUUGGGUGAUACAGAUGCAGUGUAAUAAGUUCACUUACAUGUAAGCUCGUAGUGACUGUGGCGAACAUCUGUAGCCUUUGCUGGUAAUGUUGUCAGUUUACACUAGACAGUAAUUAGUUUACUUCAUCUGUACUGCUCAAGUGCCUAUACCACUUAAGCACCUAUACAACUUCUAAGAUUUUCUCCAUGGCGAAUCAGUAUGGUUUCAUUAGGCAACAAAUGUGCUUUUCCGUUUAUGUUCUGGUCAUAUUCGCGAUAUGAAAUGAGCAUUGUCACUGAGUUUCUACUUUGUACUGGUUGCCAUUGAGUGGUAAAAGCUCAGUCAAACUGGUGUUGUUGAUUAAUGCUGAAAUAAAGUUUCAUCAUCCGACCUA
This is a messenger RNA of Lolium rigidum, 1097 nucleotides long. RefSeq lists its product as uncharacterized. The coding region runs from base 1 to 540 and encodes 179 amino acids. NCBI's taxonomy places the organism in Eukaryota, Viridiplantae, Streptophyta, Magnoliopsida, Poales, Poaceae. The record is from RefSeq and is a predicted model, not a curated record. The transcript is spliced from 6 exons.